Molecule: messenger RNA, 1372 nt
Organism: Populus nigra (black poplar)
Lineage: Eukaryota; Viridiplantae; Streptophyta; Magnoliopsida; Malpighiales; Salicaceae
Product: ATP-dependent RNA helicase eIF4A
Exons: 7
Coding region: 548-1219 (223 amino acids)
Source: RefSeq, a predicted model, not a curated record
UUUAAUUAAUCAAUAAUCAUGGCGGAGGAGCAGGCGGCAGUUGUUGCGGCGAUGAAGGAGGAGAAAUUUACCGGCAUGGUGGUUUGAUUCAGCCAUGUGGCUGUUUCAAUAGCGGAAAUCCUGGCCACAUAGCUAGGGAUUGAAAGAAUAACAGUAGUAAGAAUUACCAUUACAAUAAUAAUAACAAUCGCAGGCAGCGGUGGUGAUUUUGGUUGCUAUAAGUUGUAAAAGUCAAGCAACUGCAAUUGAGAUGGGUUUGGGAAUUGGCCCAGAAAAAUUGUUGUCUGACAACAUUUUUCCAAAUGGGUCUCUUAAUAAUUUCCUUUUCACCACAGAAGAAUAGUCAGGAAGAUUGUUGAAUUGGGAGAAGAGGUUUAACAUUGCUCUUGGAACUGCAAGAGGAAGCACAAAAAGUAGGGUGUUCGAUAACCUCUAAUGCAUCUCAAAACGACGCAGUAUUAAGAGAAUAGACAUUAUAAUAGAAGGAGGGGAAGGGGCCUCCAGAGUGAAAAAAAGUGAGAGAAUUAACAGAAGAAAGAAACGAGAGAUGGCAGUAACGGAUGCAAUUGAAGAACCAUCCCCUUCUUCUAAUUUCAGCCAACCACCACCGCGUCACUUCUACGUGACUGUCGUCGACAGACUCCACUUCAAAAUGGACACGUUGGUCCAUUUAUUAGGAGUUGCUGCCCGCCGCCCUGCCCUACCCAUUGUGGUUUGUUGCACUUCUCGCGAUCAACUCGACGCCGUCUGCUCCGCCGUCUCCAACCUCCCCUUCAUUUCUCUUGCCUCUCUGUACAGUGACCUAGCUGAAUCGGACCGAAAUGUAAUUUUAGAGGAAUUUAGGAAAGCAACAGUGAGGUGGAGCCAAAUUGUAAAUGCUGGUCAAUCAGGCGGCGGCGGCAGCGGUGGUGAAACUGGAAAUAAUAAUGAUGAAAGUAAUACUAACAAUAAUAAGACUAAAUCACAUAUGAUAGUUGUAACAGAUGCCUGCCUUCCGCUUCUUGCGCUGGGCGAAGCGCCGGUCUCCGCUCGUGUUCUGAUUAAUUAUGAAUUGCCAUCAAAGGAAACAUAUUUGAGACGCAUGGCCACUUGCUUGGCUGCAGAUGGGAUUGUAAUCAAUGUAGUUGUUGGUGGUGAAGUGAUAACUCUUAAAAACAUUGAAGAAAGCAGCAGCCUUGUCAUAGCUGAAAUGCCCAUAAAUAUUUCUGAGAUUUUAUGAAGAUAGUCGAUUUUCUGCAAUCCCAAAAGAUAAAAAAAAGGGGCUUGAUCUCUUGAGUCAGAUGAUCCGUGAGUAGUGCAACAAUAUUGAAGCUUUAUCUCCAUGUUUGCAUAUUUUCUUAAUAUUAUAUUUAAGCUUAUUUUAUUUUUAUUA